Messenger RNA from Rotaria sordida, 1359 nucleotides. NCBI's taxonomy places the organism in Eukaryota, Metazoa, Rotifera, Eurotatoria, Philodinida, Philodinidae. The record is from the annotation of a GenBank genome assembly.
AUGAAUACUACCAAUAACAAUACAAUAGUGGCAUUAAAUAAUACAAUUGAUACAACAAAUUGGCUUCUUCAUUCUUCUCUUUGGUCAUUACGUAUUGUAUGUCCAUUAUUUCUAGUUCUUUCUCCUAUUUUUAAUUGGGCAUGUAUACGAAUAUUUCAAUCACGAAUAUAUGCUCGAUCAUCAACAAAAUGGUAUUUUAUAUUUAUAGCUAUAUUUGAUACAAUUUAUGUAGUUGUUACCGCACCACUUUUAUUUUUGAUAACAUUUGAAAUUUAUAUUCUUAAUUGGAAUGUAUUCCUAUGUAAAUCAGUGCUUUUUUUUAAUUAUUUAUCAUGUCAAAUAUCAGCUGGUCUAUUAGCAUGUUUAUCAAUUGAUCGUCUUAUUGCAACAUCAUGUUUAUCAUUAUAUCGUCUUAAUUGUACAACAAAUUUAUCACGAAUUGUUUGUUUAAUUGUUAUAGUCGUUUUUUCAAUAGUUAACUCACAUUAUUUAAUUGGUUAUACAAUUGAUUCACAUGGUUAUUGUAGUAUAAGACAUUAUAAAUGGUAUGAAGCAAUAUAUUCACGUUUAAAUGUUGUUUAUUUAUUAUCAUAUUCAAUCAUACCAUUUACAAUAAUAGCCAUAUGUAAUUUAUUUAUUGUUCUAACUGUUUGUCAUAAUAAAACAAACAUGAAAAAAAAAUAUGAUAGUAAAAAACAAAUUAUACUACCAAAUAUCCCUCAUGAACAAAAUUCAACAUCAAGAGAUGUACCGAAAAUAUGUGAAAAACCAACUAAAGUAUUAAAAUUUCAAACAUGUUCAACAACUAAUAAUACAAUAAAUGACAAUAAACAUGAAAUAUUUGUAUCAAUUAAAGAUGAAAAAGUAAUAAAUAAUCUUCUUGAUUCUAAUGUCGCUUGGCAAUCUCAUCGAAUAGAUCAUUUAUCAGAUAAAUUAUUAUUAAAUGAUAAAGAACCACCUAUAUCAAUUGAAACAUUAUCCACAUCAACAGAAAAUAAACAAUCACACAUACCAUUACAAGGUGAAAAAUCAUUAUUAACAAGUUAUUCAGUAUUAUCAUCACCAUCAUCGUCACCAUCAACAAAUUCACAAAAAAUGGGUGUACAAUUACAAAUAACAAUAAGUUUAUUAGUUAUAUCAAUUAGUUUUAUUUUUUGUACAUUACCAAAUUGUAUAUCGACAAUUAUGAUUCAAACGUAUACGAAUGAUGAAAGUGUUCGAAAAUUCUGGCAAGCUAUGAAUUAUUUUUCUGUUGUUCCAUUAUUAACAACACAUUCUGUUAAUUUAAUUUUUUAUUAUUUAUCGUCUAAUAUGUUUCGAGAACGUUUUAAAGAAUAUUAUUUCAAAAAAAAAACUUAA